GCAGUAAUUUGGUAGAAAUUUCGUUUGAAAAUCAAAGCCAUUUAUAUCCCAUUCAACCUAAUAUAAAAGAUGUCUAUGAAGUUCAUACGUCAUUUGUCAGCUCAGCUGUCUUUUCUGGUAAGCAGAUUAUGACAGUCAAGAUGGAAAAGGUACAGGCCGAUAUGGAGCUCCGGGUUCUGUUAGACGUCAGUGAGAACCUUAAACUUUCAAAUAACACAGACGGUCAUGUUAUUGUUCGACAGGUUUCUUCGUCCGAGCUACAUGUAAAUGUCAAUGUCCUGGAUAAAGAGAGUGGAAUUAAAGACAUUUUCGUUGGUGCAGGGUCUACCCGCGGCGGGUUUCAGAUUCAUCAGUUAGUUCCUGUGCCUUCAUCGUCAAACAUAUUACUCUUCACUGAGGCACUUCACGGACAAGAGGUAUACAUAACAGCAAUCGUAGAGAACCACGCUGGUGAUCGGAGUCACUUUCACUCCCGCUCUGUAAUUAUGGAUCACACACCGCCAAUUAUAUCAAACGCAAUGAUGACUAUGACCUACAAGAGCUCUGCGGAGUAUGCAUUGACCCAGGUCAAUGUCACGUGGGAGGUGAAGGAUACCGAGAGCUCAACAGUGCAAUGUUCUUGUGUGAUAGUGGACGAUGCAAACGGAACGAUAAUUGACGGAAUAAUAAGCUCACCCAAACGGUGUUACACACCACCACUUCCCUUGAUGCAUGGUACUAUGAUUUCGGCACUCGUCAACUGUUACAAUGACGCUAACCUGGGACAAAUCGCAUCAGUUGGGCCUGAACUCGUUGCCUAUCUCCCACCAGACGUGAAGAACGCUAAGAUUUUCUUUUCGACAUCAGUGGAGACUUCAGAUGGACUUCCCAUUGUCCGUCCAAGUUCAUCUUUGAUAUUUUCCUGGGAAGGUAUCGACGACUCCUUUGGAAUCAAAAGCUAUUCAUACCGUAUCCUGCAUGGUGGUCAAGUUGCCAAGGACUGGGAGGACACGGAGACGCGGUCCUACGUAUCGGUAGAGGACGUCAGUCUCACAGACAACGGUCUAUACUCCGUGGAGGUAACGGCGAAUAAUUAUGCCGGGAUCUAUAGCAAAACCAUCAAUGCCUCUGUUCUCGUCCUCGGAGAGGCUCCAUCUCUCACAGAUCAACUUCCACAAAUCUCUAGAACAGACGAAAUUGUGGAUGUUUCUUGGGUUGAUGUAUUUUCCGUACGACCAGAACUACAGCCUACAUAUUCCGUAACCAUCGGAUCAGAAGAGGGCCUUGCCGACAUCGUAAGGCGUAUGAAUAUAAAAGAACAACGUCACGUUUUUCAUAACAUGUACAGCGGAAAUGAUGCAUUUGUCAUCAUCACUUGCACAUACAAUACAGGGACAACGUCGGUGUUCCGUGCAAAAGUGUCAAUUUCAUAGGGAUGUGAUAAUCAUGGUUUUAAAGCGUUUUGGUGUAUCAUAAUAAUUUUGCCUUUGAUGAUUUCUGACUCCAUCGAAAUUAUUGAUUAUUCGUAAUUGUCGUCAUUAUGAUCUAAAUAUGUAAAAUAUGCAAAGAUCUUUGAAUGGAAAUAUUA
Molecule: messenger RNA, 1567 nt
Organism: Pecten maximus
Lineage: Eukaryota; Metazoa; Mollusca; Bivalvia; Pectinida; Pectinidae
Exons: 3
Coding region: 129-1412 (427 amino acids)
Molecular function (GO): protein binding
Source: RefSeq, a predicted model, not a curated record